AUGCGCGUGCCAGUUCCCCCGGAAGAAGAAGUAGAAGCAGAAGCCAGCAUGCAGAGUACCCGCCCUUUCUCCGUACUCACCCAGAUGUCGCCAGUGCCCCCUCAUGCCCCCGAAGUCGUAGCUACAGCUACAGCUACAGCUACACCCACAUCCAAGCGGCCCCAAAAAGAAUGGCGGAUUCCCAAGCUCCUCUUCAAGUGCAAAGACGUAACCCAUCCAGGCGCCGCCAUCUACUUUGCGCACUCAAACACCGCAACCCUCCUGCGGGAUGCCGUCGUCGGUGUCCUAGAGUCUCUCUACACCUUUGACACCGCGCCCAAUACCCAGCGCUCCGUAACCCUGAUUCUGCGCGAGAUGGACGGCAUCGCCUAUACCACGUCCUCGGACCUGGACGUCGAUCAUAAGGAGAUCCACGUCUCGCUCAAGUACCUCAGCACGCUCUCGCCCACCAUCGCGGCAUCGGAGAUCCUCGGCGUGAUCCGACACGAGAUGGUGCACUGCUUUCAGUAUAAUGCGCACAACACGUGUCCGGGCGGGUUGAUUGAGGGGAUCGCCGACUGGGUAAGGCUGCAGGCGGGCUUCACGCCGCCGCACUGGCGCAGGGGAGGGAAGCACUGGGAUGAUGGGUAUCAGAAUACGGCGUAUUUUCUUGAGUGGCUGGAGCAGAGGUUUGGUAAAGGAACAGUGGCGAGUGUGAAUGGACUGCUGGGGAAGGGGAAGUAUAAAGUGGGCAUGUGGGAGGAUAUGUUUAACGGGUGUGGGGUGGAGGAGCUAUGGGAAGAGUAUAGGAAGCUGUAUGGGAUUGGGGGGCUGUAG
Messenger RNA from Morchella sextelata, 816 nucleotides. RefSeq lists its product as uncharacterized. Lineage: Eukaryota; Fungi; Ascomycota; Pezizomycetes; Pezizales; Morchellaceae. The transcript has 2 exons. The record is from RefSeq and is a predicted model, not a curated record. The coding region runs from base 1 to 816 and encodes 271 amino acids.